Molecule: messenger RNA, 1464 nt
Organism: Penicillium vulpinum
Lineage: Eukaryota; Fungi; Ascomycota; Eurotiomycetes; Eurotiales; Aspergillaceae
Gene: cp8
Product: putative carboxypeptidase Y
Exons: 4
Coding region: 1-1464 (487 amino acids)
Biological process (GO): proteolysis
Cellular component (GO): fungal-type vacuole
Molecular function (GO): serine-type carboxypeptidase activity
Source: RefSeq, a predicted model, not a curated record
AUGUGGAAGCUUUGGCUUGCUACCCUUGUCGGCGCAGCCCAUGCGUCACAGACCGUGCUCCGACCAGACCCCUUGGAGUCGAACUUCACCACGUUUCGAAGUACGAAUUCACCCCAUUCCGUACGUAUCCGACAACAAAAUGAGUCUAUAUGUGCUGCCGGCUCUGCGCAGUACACAGGAUGGUUAGAUAUUGGCCCAAAGCACUUGUUCUUCUGGUACUUCGAAAGUCAGAAUGAUCCCAUCGCCGAUCCACUCACGUUGUGGAUGAAUGGUGGACCCGGGGGCUCUAGUAUGAUGGGCCUGUUUGAAGAAAACGGACCAUGUCUCAUAAACGAGUACGGCAAUGGGACCGUUCACAAUCCAUGGGGCUGGUCUAGAAACUCCUCAUUGCUUUUCGUAGACCAGCCAGCCGAUGUGGGCUGGUCCUAUAUUGACGAGGGCUACGAGGUUGCUCGCGAUUCGAAAGAGGCCGCGAUUGACAUGCGCAGCUUUCUUCAAAUUUUUGUGUCCGAGAUCUUCCCCCACAAACGCGAUUCCCCUUUCCAUCUCUCCGGUGAAUCUUAUGCAGGGAAAUACAUUCCCUAUCUCGGGGCUGAGAUUAUAACUCACAACCAGCAAUAUCCUUUGGAGCCUCAGAUCAACCUCAAGUCAUGUCUGAUAGGCAAUGGCUACAUGUCACCCAAGGACACUGCCUUCGGGUACUGGGAGACGCUUUGCACCACCAAUCCCGGCGUUUCCACGCCGGUGUUCAAUCAGACUCGGUGCGAUAUUAUAGCCACCAACAUGCCGCGAUGCAUGGAAGUCUACGAUACUUGCACCAAGAGCCUUGACACUGCAAUCUGCACGGCCGCAUCUUCUGUCUGCUACAAGGGAAUCAUCAGUUGGUACGAAGAAGAGAGCAAGGCAGGCGGCCGUAACCGCUUCGACAUUACAGCCCCAUGCUAUCUUGACGACGUAUGCUACAAAGAAGCAGGCUAUAUCGAGCAAUAUCUAAACUCACCUGUGGUUCGAGAAGCCCUGUCACCACCGGAAGGGGCCAAGGAGUACAAAAUGGAGUCCAUCACCGUGGUUGACGCUUUUGCAACGACAUCGGAAGUGAUGACGUCUUCAUCCGACCUUAUAAUUUUCCUGCUUGCUCACGGGGUGCAUUUCCUGGCCUACCAAGGAAACCUCGACCUAGCUUGUAACACGGCAGGAAACAUCCGGUGGGCCAACUCGCUUGCUUGGAAGGGACAGACUGAGUUUGCAUCGAAGCCGAUGCUUCCUUGGACUUCAAAUGUGGCGGGACGUAAUGAAACGGUUGGCACCGCGAAAGAGGUGCGUGUGCAGUUGGAAGGCCAGCCAGAGACAUCGCGGUUUGCAUUUGUGACGGUUAAUGCGGCGGGUCAUUUGCUUCCCCAGGACCGUGGAGAUGUGGCAUUUGAUAUUCUAAGCCGGUGGCUUGCGGGUGAUUCCUUUGUUUAG